AUGCAGUCACUUUUCUCCCAUCCUUUGGAUCUCAGAGUCUUUACAUUUGGACGGGUAUCAGACGAUACCGCUGAGUCACGAAGAUCUCAUGAUGUUCUGAAUAUCCUGGGUGACGUUUACCAAAUGGUUCGGCUCUCACGACAAUGGCAACCCUAUUCAAAUGAUACCCACGGUUCCCGUCAGUCCUCGACGCAUCUAGCAGACAUUUAUGACUUCCUGGUUACUACGCGGCAGUCUGCGGAAACCAGCUCGCUCCAGAACACUGACCCUCGGAUGCAGGCUGUUCUCACCGCCGGUCUUCUAUUUGCCUGCUCCAGUUUUGCUUCUGAUAAAACCGACUCUACUAAUAUACCAUAUGCCAUCUGUGAGCUACAGUCUCUUCUUCGACAGACAGAUAUCGAUGGAUUCUGGGGCCCACUUCCCGGAGCUCUCAUCUGGUGUCUUGCCAUUGGGACUAGGUUAUCCAAGCCUGGUCCGAUGCGGAAGUGGUUCAUUAUGCAGACAACUCGAGUCACAUGUGCUUUGGCAAUGGAACAUUGUGAGGCCGUGCUCUGGUGUCUUGAAGAGAUUCUAGCGGGCCUGGAUGUAGAGGAGAUAUCAAGUAGUGAUGUCGUUCUGUAG
Penicillium riverlandense is the source of this 621-nucleotide messenger RNA. RefSeq lists its product as uncharacterized. The record is from RefSeq and is a predicted model, not a curated record. Bases 1 to 621 code for a protein of 206 amino acids. NCBI's taxonomy places the organism in Eukaryota, Fungi, Ascomycota, Eurotiomycetes, Eurotiales, Aspergillaceae. The transcript has a single exon.